CAAAAAGUCAAUCCUACAAAUCAUUAUAUACGGGUGAUAAAAGUUGUGGAAAAUCUAACAAUAACAAAGAAUUUUUAGCAAAUUAUAAAGGUUCAUAAUAAAAAUUGAUUAACUGAUUUCAAUUAGCAGGCCAACAAUUCUCCACGCAGUUUCCAUUUUCCCAACAAAAUCCACCUUACCACCGCGAUUUAAUUAGACCUCCACUGCUAGAUUCAGGGAUGCCCCUCUCUGCCUAGGCAAAUAUGGUAUUUCUGCCAAAACAUCAACCUGAAAGAUGUUUUUAUUGGAAUCACAAUAUUAACUACCCAAUAAGUAAUAUCUGUUUUUUAUGUUUUUAAAAUUGUAAUAUAUUUUUUUAAGUACUUGAUUAUGUGCUGGUUUAAAUCUACACAAAAUUUUACCAGACAAAUUUCGCUUGAUCCAGAUUUUACAUGGAAUACUGGUUAUAUUUCAAAAUUCUUUAAACUAAAACCUCACAAAAGAUGAAGUACUAGCCUCUAAUGUGUUUAUCUUUUCCCUGAAACUGCAGGUUCAUAAAGGAAAGUUAAUAAUUUUACAGCAUAAUCAUGUCUAAAGAUAUUAUUGUCCUGACUCCUAAUGGAAGAAGACAGAAAGUACACUGUACCCCAGACACCAGCAUAUUACAGAUUUUAGAAAAUGUUUGUCAAAAACAAGGUUUUGAAGCAAGUGAUUAUGAUUUGAAGCAUCAUAACCAUAUCAUUGAUUUAACAACAACAGUUAGAUUUUCUAAUCUUCCUAACAAAGCAACUCUUGAAAUGGUUGAAACAGAAAGGAGGAGACAAGAAUCAGUUGUUACUAUUGGAUUAUUGUUAGAGGAUGGUGAUAGAAGAACAGCAGAUUUCGCUCCAAAUACUUCCCUGUAUGAGAUAAUUACGGAUUUGGCACCAGAAGAACUAAAAUCUCUAUCACAACCUACAAUAUUGUAUAUGCGACAAGAAGUUAUCGGAGAGUUGGCUUUGAAAGAAAAAACAUUGAGACAACUGGGGUUAAUAGGUGGACGGGCAAUUCUACGACUUUUAAAUAAAGGAGAAGACGGCAAGCAAGCCAAUGUAUCAGCUGUCUACAGAAAAUCAGUUUCUGAGAAACCACCUCCAGAAAAUACUAAUGACGUUAAAAGAUUUUCACCAAUUGAGCCAGAAGUAAUAUCCACAGAAGACGAAGCAGUUGCUGGAUUUUCUAAUGUUAAUAAGAUUGAUACUAAAGUAACUAACUUACUUAAGUUACUUAAAAACGAAAAUUUGAAUAAAAACGUUGAUAGGAACUCUGAUGCAAAAGUUAUAGAUGAACAGCCUCCAAACCAACCCAUGGAAGUGCCUUUAACACCAGCGACUUCUUCACCAAUGUUUGUAGAUACUCAUGCAAACUUAGAGAGGCGAUUAAACAUAGAAGAGGAAGUUACAUUUUUGGGGACGCAAAAGGCCAUUGCGUAUAUGCAACCAGAAACAGCAUACGAAGAACUAGACGACCUCCCAGACGACUUUUACGAACUAACUAUAGAGGAAGUACGGAGAAUAUACCAUGAUUUACAAAAAAAUCGUUUGGAGUUAGAAAACACACCUCUCCUUACAACUUCAAAAAAGGAGGAAAUUCAAAAACAGACUUCACAACAAAGGCUUGAAUUGUAUAAAAAUGUAGUAGUGAGAAUACAAUUUCCGGACCGUAUUAUACUACAGGGUGUUUUUGCACCUACUGAUAUGAUACAGAAUGUUGUGAAUUUUGUUAAGACCCAUCUACAAACCCCUGAGAGACAAUUUCACAUAUUUACAACACCAUUAAAGGAGAAUUUAGAUCCGAACAUGACCCUUAUAGAAGCAAAGUUUGUCCCUUGUGUGCACAUGCAUUUUAAGUGGCGCGAUGAGGAAGGAAAUGGCAUUUACUUGAAAGAGGAGAUUUAUAUGAAAAAAACGUCAAGUGAUGCAGCAGGCAUUCUAGCUUCGAAAUACAGGGCACCUAGUAGAAGAAAAAUGGAGGAAGCCGCCAGCACUUCCAAAAACAACCAAGCUGCAGGGUCAUCAAGUUCAAAGAAUAGCAAAGUGCCAAAAUGGUUUAAAACAUAAUAACAAAAAAUAUUGUUUAGAUUAGGUUUUUUAUCAUGUAUUCAGUUAAGCAGAUUUGAAAGAGAGAAAGAUUUUUAUUUUAUUUCCCUUCUUUUUUUGUUUAUCGUAAUAAAAAUAUCUACGUGACGUAAGUACCAAAAAAAAUCCGAGCACAUUUAGCAAGCUGCAAUACCUCCCAGUUCGAAACAAUUCUUUGCGACAAUUUCAAUUGAUUUCAACGCUAAAUAAAAUUAGUGACCUAGCACCCUGACAGUCGCCUCUAAUUGCAGUAAAUAGGGUAAACUGCUUAUAUUUAAAGAUUGGGA
Molecule: messenger RNA, 2383 nt
Organism: Chilo suppressalis (striped riceborer)
Lineage: Eukaryota; Metazoa; Arthropoda; Insecta; Lepidoptera; Crambidae
Source: the annotation of a GenBank genome assembly